Messenger RNA from Pyricularia grisea, 1665 nucleotides. RefSeq lists its product as uncharacterized. The record is from RefSeq and is a predicted model, not a curated record. The transcript has 2 exons. NCBI's taxonomy places the organism in Eukaryota, Fungi, Ascomycota, Sordariomycetes, Magnaporthales, Pyriculariaceae. Gene Ontology annotation, cellular component: membrane. Gene Ontology annotation, molecular function: amino acid transmembrane transporter activity. Gene Ontology annotation, biological process: amino acid transmembrane transport. The coding region runs from base 1 to 1665 and encodes 554 amino acids.
AUGUCUGUCCAGUCUCGAUCAGAACGGCUGUUGGAGCCAAGGCGACCCGGCGGCAAUGCCGAGUAUCGCAAGACCACCGAUGCAGAGGAUGUCAACACCGCAGAGCCACUUUCAGAUGACGGUUACCGUGACUUUGCCGACAUCGAUCCCGAUAGCGGCGUCAAGCGCGGACUCAAGACGCGACAUCUGAGUAUGAUGGCGCUGGCCGGUAUCAUUGGUCCGGGCUUGCUCAUUGGCUCCGGAGGAGCGCUUGCCAGUGGAGGCCCUGCGGCACUCAUCAUUGGGUUUGGGGUAAUCGGAAUAGUGGCUUUCAGCAUUAUGCAGUCACUGGGGGAGUUGACGACACUAUAUCCCACUGGAGGCGCAUUCACAAGCUUGUCAUCGCGGUUUGUGGACAAGGCGUUCGGCGUGGCUGUGGGAUGGAACUAUUAUAUCAUCUGGUGGGCUGUUUUGUCCAACGAGUAUAAUGUCAUCUGCAGCAUAUUCAAUCUGUGGGGUGAGCAGGUUCCGAUCUGGGGAUACUUUCUCAUAUUUUGGACUGCCUUCACUGCUUUCCAGCUCCUCGGAGUUGAGUCUUUUGGUGAAGCCGAAUUCUGGCUUGCACUUCUAAAGCUCAUCGGUCUGGUGGCAUACUUUAUUUUUUCGUUGGUGUAUGUGGGAGGCGGCAUUCCAGGCACGCCCGCUCUGGGAUCUCGCUAUUGGCAUGAUCCGGGUGCCUUUGCGAAUGGGUUCAGGGGCGUCGCAACCGUCUUUGUGUUCUGCAGCACGUUUUAUGCCGGAGUUGAGUCGGUUGCAGUCGCCGCGACCGAGACCAAGAACCCGCGCACCGCAAUCCCUCUGGCGAUUCGGCAGGUUUUUUGGCGCAUCAUCUUUGUGUACAUGGGCAGCGCCAUAUUCUUCGGCUUGACAUGUCCUUGGGAUGCUGAUGGCCUCGUCAGCGGCGAAAAUCGUGCCUUGCGUAGCCCAAUGACGGUGGCGAUACAGAAUGCUGGGUGGCAGAGCGGUGUGCAUCUCAUCAAUGCCUUCAUCUUCGUCACAUGCUUGAGCGCCAUAAACUCGAGCAUUUACAUUGCCAGCCGGACCAUCCUGUUUAUGGCCCAGAGCCAAAUGGCCCCCAAGUUUCUGGGUUGGACAGAUAGGCGCGGGGUGCCGAUACCUGCCAUCUUGUUUGCCAAUACGUGUGGCGCCUUGUCCAUGAUGAACAUCUCGACAGGAGCUGCAACGGCAUAUUCAUACAUUGUCAACUUGAGUGGUGUAUCGACCUUCCUAGUCUGGGGCUCCAUAUCUUUCACCCACAUCAGGUUUCGUACCGCCUGGCAGGCUCAGGGCUUCGAUCCGCAAUCACUGCCGUUUCGAUCCAUGUUGUAUCCUUGGAAUGCAUACUUUGGGUUGGGGGCCAACAUCUUCUUGGCGUUGGUGCAAGGGUGGUCGACAUUGGCACCAUUUGACGCACCCACAUUCGUGGACGCAUACAUUCUGAUACCACUUUUUGGGAUCAUUUAUGUCGCAUACAAGUUUGCGUUCAAGACUCGGUUCUGGAGGGCCGAAGAGAUCGAUCUUCUUUCUGGUCGACGUCGGGAUCUUGAGGAGGACAAAGAGAUUCAUAAUAAUACGCUCGCUGGUGCACCUCUCUCUCUUUGGCAAAGAUUCUUGAAAAACUUUUAA